UUUGAUUUCGAUGAUGGAGGCGCCUAUUGCGGGGGCUGGGAAGGGGGCAAAGCCCACGGGCACGGCAUCUGCACUGGUCCCAAGGGCCAGGGCGAGUAUUCGGGCUCCUGGAACUAUGGCUUCGAAGUGGUGGGCAUAUACACAUGGCCUAGUGGCAACACCUAUGAAGGCUACUGGUCCCAAGGCAAGAGGCAUGGCCUAGGAAUCGAGACCAAAGGACGGUGGGUUUACAGAGGCGAGUGGACCCAUGGCUUUAAGGGACGGUACGGUGCGAGGCAGAGCAUGAGCAGUGGAGCCAAGUAUGAAGGUACCUGGAAUAACGGCCUACAGGAUGGCUAUGGCACAGAGACAUACGCUGAUGGAGGUAAGGGUGACUCUGGAGGGGCUGGGAGGGUGAUGAACAAUGUGAUACCCAACAUGCAAUGGCAGAGGCUGUGUGUUGCCCCUGCUGAAGAGGUGACCUGA
This is a messenger RNA of Mesitornis unicolor (brown roatelo), 465 nucleotides long. RefSeq names its product junctophilin-2-like. The annotation marks the transcript as partial. Gene Ontology annotation, cellular component: endoplasmic reticulum membrane; plasma membrane; sarcoplasmic reticulum. The transcript has a single exon. The record is from RefSeq and is a predicted model, not a curated record. NCBI's taxonomy places the organism in Eukaryota, Metazoa, Chordata, Aves, Mesitornithiformes, Mesitornithidae.